AGCAGCUUCUUCCCAAGGUGCAGGAGAAGCCCCCAGUCCAGCUGCAGCAGGGGCUCCGCUCCAGACCAACAUGACCAGCAAUCGUAGGCUGCAGCAGACACAGGCUCAAGUGAAUGAGGUGGUGGAUAUAAUGCGAGUCAAUGUGGACAAAGUACUAGAAAGAGACCAGAAGCUUUCGGAGUUGGAUAACCGGGCAGAUGCUUUGCAAGCUGGUGCCUCCCAGUUUGAAACUAGCGCAGCUAAACUGAAGAGGAAAAACUGGUGGAAAAACUGCAAGAUGAUGAUCAUCCUGGGUAUCGUAUGUGCAAUCAUUCUCAUCAUAAUUAUAAUCUAUUUCUGCAGCUGAACCACUCGUGGCAAAUGGCUUGGUAUGGCUUGUUUCCUGAUAAUCUCGCAAAUGAAGCCUGCUUUUUAAUUCCUUGUGUCUUGGGGCUCUUAGCCUGCAACAGUAUGUAAGAAUUCAGUGAUUCAGUGUAGUCUGAUUUUGUUUCCCUUUUGGUAUUAUGUCACACACACACACACACACACACACACACACACACACAUAGUGUGCCAGCAAAUACUGCCAACCAAUGCCACUUAUUGAUCUCACACUGUGUCUUCACAUGUGCCCAUGCUGACCUUCAGAAACUAAUUUUUGGAAACCAUUUAAAUAUAUAUAUAUAUAUAUAUAUAUAUAUAUAUUUUACAUUGAGCAAGAACGGUUUUGGAGCUUGUAUGUAAAGGCACCUUCCAAAACAGGUAUGUGUGAUUAGAUAUUGGGGCCAUCAUUUUCAAAACAUGCCUAGGAGACCUCUGUCUCAAUGAGAUAUGAUGGUCGUGAAAGCUGAGCACCCACUACAGUAAAUAUGCUGAUGUCACAAGAGCUUCAGAUCCACUGGGCACUUUAUCAGCAAGUGUAAUUUUACUAUCAAAAGGAGGUCUCAAUCCCAAUAAGACUUAGGCUCAAAAAGUGAUGAGAGUUUCUAAAUUAUUUAUAUAGAAACACAAAGAUGGCUUGCUUAAGCCAUGUAGCCUAAACUUGGAGCAUCCAGCUUAGAACUCUUUACUGGUAGGGUUCACAUGGUGAAAUGGGAAGAACAAAUGCUUGAUAAUCCUUCCUUUCCAAGGUGAGGGGCAGUGACCUAGUGAAGCCCAGCAGGACAGCUUACUCUAUGGUCUUAACCCCUUCAUGUAUUAAUUAGACUCAAGCACGUUACUUAUAUGAGGCUGGAUAUCCCACACCACCAACAAAGGAGAGAGUCCACCAGAAGACAUUUCAAUGAGGACACCCU
Messenger RNA from Lacerta agilis (Sand lizard), 1274 nucleotides. RefSeq names its product vesicle-associated membrane protein 2-like. Gene Ontology annotation, cellular component: plasma membrane; SNARE complex. Gene Ontology annotation, biological process: vesicle-mediated transport; vesicle fusion; SNARE complex assembly. The transcript is spliced from 4 exons. NCBI's taxonomy places the organism in Eukaryota, Metazoa, Chordata, Lepidosauria, Squamata, Lacertidae. The coding region runs from base 71 to 346 and encodes 91 amino acids. The record is from RefSeq and is a predicted model, not a curated record. Gene Ontology annotation, molecular function: syntaxin-1 binding; SNAP receptor activity.